AAUUCUCGCCACACCCUCCACCUCCCUCUUCACCCUCGAUCUCUCCCUCCCCUGCCCACGCUUCCGACGCCAACAGCCCGCCGGCGCAGCAAGCAAGAAAGCAGGCUCGCUCUCCACUGCACCGCGGCGAUGGGGUACACGUACACGCCGACCUACUACUCGGGCCUGCAGGAGACCAUCGCGUCCGUCUGCAAGUCCAUCUUCAGCCGCCCCGGCAAGCGCCUCACCGCCGACCAGGCCGCCGCGCGCCGCCACGCCGACGCGCUCAAGUGGCAGCAGGACUCCUUCCACCGCAUCCUCCACCUCUCCGCGCUCCACCGCGAGGGCAUCGUCCCCGCCGCCGACGUCCACGCCUUCCGCGCCUCCGUCCUCGCCGCCCUCUCCGCGCCGCCGCAGGGCCCCGCCGACCACCCGCCCAUCCUCCGCGACAAGCUCCUCUUCCUCCAGGAGCUGCUCCGCGCCAAGUGCGUCUCGCCGGCCGAGUACAACGCCGCCAAGAGGCCCCUCGUGCAGCGCCUCGCCGAGCUCGGGGUCGUCAUCGACUGCCCGGACGCGGACGACGCCGGCGCCGUGCCGGCGACCAGGUCGUCCGCGGAAGAGUGGUCGGAGAUCGACCUCCAGGACCCACCGCCGCCUCCCUCCGCCGGCGACAAGCCCAAGCACAAGGCCUUCAUCUCGCCAUGGAAGAGCCGGGGCAAGAAGGAGCAGGACGUUCCGCCGCGGCCGCCGCUGGCCCGGGUGGACCAGAACAACCACUCGUCGGUCCUCAUGGCCGAGAUCUCGCCGUCUGAGGUGACGCCCGCCGGGAAAGCCGACAAGGGGAAGAGGAGGCACCUGACGGCCAUGUUCCACGGCAGUGGCGGCGGCGAGAACAAAGAGCCUGCAGCAGCGGUGGAGGAAUCCGCCGAUGAGAAAGGCAGGAAGAAGAGUUCUUGGGGGUUCAAUGGGCUUAAGAAGUGGAAGAAGUCAGGCGCCGGUGGCAAUGAGGAUGCCCCUGCCGGCGGCGACUCCGCCCCGCCGCGAUCUUCAUACAGUGAGUGCCGGCUCGAGGCGAGCCCUGCCCCGGAUGCCAAGAGGGCCAAGAAGAAGCUUCAUGCCACUGCCGCCGCCGGCGAUGUCUCUGCUUCCGAUUUGGCGAAUGACAAGGUUUUGGUGGAGGAGACAAAGAAGGAGCUCUCAAGGAUUCAGGCCGAGCUAUCAUCAACGAAUCGGAACCUGAACUUCUCGGAUCAGCAGAUUGAGGCCAUCUCAACAAAGCUCCCACUGGAUAAGUCUGAUCUCAAGACGUUCUUUCCAAAGGCAUGGUGUGACCAGAACGGGGACGGCGUGAUCGACGCCGCGCAGAAGGAGUUCAAGGGGCACGUCGAGGAGAUGGAGAAGCAGAGGGGAGAGGAGGACAUCCCCGGAGCCGGCGAGGGCUGGGCGGCUGCUUUCGACGAGGACAACUUCAACCCCAGGGCCUUCUCAGACGAUGCCAAGGGGAAGAAAGUCCAAGAGAGCCUUGACAGUGAGCAUUUCACCAACCCUUUCUAUGACGAGAAGAAGAACAGCAACCCAUUCUGGAGCCAGAGCUACAACUGAUGCAGAGUGUAUGUAGCUGGGGCCUCUAUUUUGUGCGAGAAAGCACUGUGUCUUGUAUCUUCUUGCUAAUAUGUGUUGUACUUAUGAUGGUUCAAUUGUUAUAUUGGACCUGGGCUGUUCUAUGUUGUGUUUUCAGAUGUAACAAGCUGUAUUUGGUUAAAGUUUGUAUUGAUGAGCACCUUGGUUAAUAUCAUCCAGUGUUGAUAACUAA
Hordeum vulgare subsp. vulgare (domesticated barley) is the source of this 1792-nucleotide messenger RNA. RefSeq lists its product as uncharacterized. The transcript is spliced from 5 exons. Lineage: Eukaryota; Viridiplantae; Streptophyta; Magnoliopsida; Poales; Poaceae. The record is from RefSeq and is a predicted model, not a curated record. Bases 130 to 1581 code for a protein of 483 amino acids.